Messenger RNA from Dioscorea cayenensis subsp. rotundata (Guinea yam), 1461 nucleotides. RefSeq names its product phospholipase A1-Igamma2, chloroplastic-like. NCBI's taxonomy places the organism in Eukaryota, Viridiplantae, Streptophyta, Magnoliopsida, Dioscoreales, Dioscoreaceae. Gene Ontology annotation, molecular function: glycerophospholipase activity. Gene Ontology annotation, biological process: lipid metabolic process. Bases 1 to 1461 code for a protein of 486 amino acids. The transcript has a single exon. The record is from RefSeq and is a predicted model, not a curated record.
AUGACUUUGGCCACCACAAACCACCUUCCUCUUCCUUCAAACUCCACCAAGACCAUUCUCCAGCCCCUGUCCAACAACCGUACUAAGACACAGGUCCAAUGCAGUAAACCCAACAUUAUGAUCACCAUCCCCAACAUUAUCUCUAACCUCUUACACAUCGGCACUGCCAGAAACCCUUUUCCAGAGAACCUUUUCAUCCAAGCCAGGCAUAAUCAGACCACACCGGCUGCAUCUCCAAAAGAAAACAUAUCAUCUCUGCAAGCUGAGCUCCAUGGCAAAUCCAACUGGUCCAACCUCCUCAACCCACUCCACCCUUGGCUCCGCUGUGAACUCAUCAAGUUCGGAGAGUUAGCCCAAGGUGCCUAUGAUGGCUUCGACUACAACCCAUUCUCUGAGUACCAUGGUAGCGCUCUAUACAACAAAGACCGUUUCUUUGAAAAGCUCGGUUUAACCAGCAGUGGCUACAACAUCACCAACUACAUCUACGCCAUGUCCAACAUUGAGCUCCCACAAUGGAUAGAACGCUCUCUCCAUGCAAACACAUGGAGCAAAGACUCAAAUUGGAUGGGCUUCGUAGCGGUGAGUGACGACACUGAGUCUCGCCGUAUUGGUUGUCGUGACAUAGUUGUUGCAUGGCGCGGCACCGUCGCGACAACUGAAUGGUUUGAGAACGUACACUUGAAACUUGAAUCUAUAAAAAUUGGUGAUGAAGAAGGAAAGGCCAAGGUAGAGCAUGGAUUCCUCAGCAUCUACAAAUCAAAGAGUGAAACCACAAGGUAUAACAAGUCCAGUGCUUCAGAGCAGGCAAUUACCGAAAUCAAAAGGCUUGUAGCUAAUUACCGAAGUAAAGGUGAACAAGUGAGGCUCACUGUCACUGGCCACAGCCUCGGUGGAGCGCUAGCACUGCUCAACGGCCACGAAGCAGCUUCGACCAUUGCUGAUCUUCCAGUGAGUGUCAUCACCUUCGCAGGGCCUCGUGUGGGUAAUGAUGCAUUCGGCGACGAGCUAAGAAAGCUGAACGUCAAGGUACUACGAGUGGUAGUCAAGCAAGAUGUGGUCCCCAAGUUACCAGGAGUUUUACUAAAUGAAGGGCUUGAGAAGUUGGAAGGCAUCAUUGGAGAGCUUCAAUGGGUGUACGAACAUGUGGGAAUGGAGCUGAGCCUGGAUGUGAAAUCAUCGCCUUAUCUAAAGCAUCAUGAGCUUGAUUUGGCUGGGUUUCAUGGUUUGGAAACAUACUUGCAUCUUGUUGAUGGUUAUGUGAGUGAGGAAGAUGAGUUCAGGAAGAAUGCUAGGAGAGAUGUUGCACUGGUAAAUAAGUAUGGAGGGAUGUUGCGUGAGGAGUUGAAGGUGCCGGAAUCAUGGUAUCAGUUGGAACAUAAAGGGAUGGUGCUCAAUGCUUAUGGCCGGUGGGUGAUGCGGCAUCGAGAGCCGGAGGAUAUACCUUCGCCGGAUUGCUUGUAA